CGCGUAAAUUCAUCUUCCCUCCCAACCAUUUUCCUCUUGACCGUCGUAACAGAGAGAGAAUUUAGAAGCGAUUUUGAAGGAAGAGAGAAGGAGGAUCGGUGGUUUUAGAGAGAGAAUUUGAAGUCGAUUGAACUGGCGAGGGAGUGAGAGUGUCCAAGAAAGCGAGGGGAAGUGAGGAAAGUGAAGGAAACGGAGGGAGAGUGGGGGAAAGAGAGAUAGGAGAAGGAAGGGAUGAAACAUAUUUUCAAGAAGUUUCAUAUUGGAAGCAAUCACGAGCCGAAUCGGCCUAACGAGAAUCCGUUGCCUGGAGCAGCGUCGUCGUCAGAUAAUCGUCCUGCAACUGCUCCGGGGCAGAUUUCCGGCAACUCUCCGUCGAGUCCUUCGUCGUCGCCGUUGCCGUCGCCGUCGCUGGCAACAACUCCCCCAGGGGGCGGAAGCACGGCUUCGGUUUCGGUAGCUCCUAAUCGGUCUGACUACUUUUCUUCAGAGGAAGAGUUUCAGGUUCAGCUUGCCCUAGCUAUUAGCGCCUCGAAUUCCGACUUCCGGGAUGAUCCGGAGAAGGAUCAAAUUCGAGCUGCAACGCUUUUGAGCUUGGGAAAUCACCGGAUUGAUUCCACUUCCAGGGACCAAGUAGAUGCUGCCGAGGCGCUUUCGCGGCAAUAUUGGGAAUAUAAUCUCCUUGACUAUGAAGAAAAAGUUGUCAAUGGGUUUUAUGAUGUCCUCUCUACGGAUUCAACAGUCCAAGGAAAAAUUCCAUCUCUAUCUGAUAUUGAAGCAAGCUUUGGUAGUUCUGGCUUUGAAGUUGUAAUGGUCAAUAUGACUGUUGAUUCUGCACUAGAAGAGCUAGUGCAAAUUGCUCAAUGUAUUGCAGAUUGCCCUGGCACUGAGGUGAGAGUUUUGGUUCAGAGGCUUGCUGAGCUCGUUAUGGGACACAUGGGUGGACCUGUAAAGGACGCCAAUUUUAUGCUAGCUAGGUGGAUGGAAAGAAGCACAGAGUUAAGAACUUCUCUUCACACAAGUGUGUUGCCUAUUGGUUCCAUUAAUAUUGGCCUCUCAAGACACCGUGCAUUGCUUUUCAAGGUGUUAGCUGACGGUAUCAAGAUGCCUUGUAGGCUUGUUAAAGGUAGUCACUAUACUGGUGUUGAAGAAGAUGCUGUCAACAUCAUAAAGAUGGAGGAUGAAAGGGAGUUUUUGGUUGAUCUAAUGGCAGCUCCUGGAACGCUUAUACCAGCAGACGUAUUGAAUGCAAAGGACACUACUAUGUUGAAGCCUUACAACCCUAAAGUAAGCAAAAUUUCUUCUCUCCACUACUCUAAUGAUGUUGAAAUUUCUUCCACGAAACCAACACCAUCACUUGAGGAAAGCAGCAGUCAAAACUAUGAAGCAGAGGGCAGCUCACUGGUGGAUGGGAAACUGGGCUAUGGAAGGACAGAGUCUGUGCCCUCAAGCUCAGGUACUGGGACUUCUCGAUACAAAGGGGUCCAUUCUGGUGAUAGUAAUGUUAGACUGAAUGUCAAUGUAGUUCCAUUUGGUCAAAGCUCCGAGGAUCCCAAAAAUCUUUUUGCAGAUCUUAAUCCUUUCCAGAUAAAAGGAACUGGAAAAAGUUUCAUUCUUAAUAAAUCCUCUGAUAAUAAAAUUGAGGAGCUCCAGAAACCUACUACUGGGCAUCCUCCUGUACCGUUGUGGAAAAAUCGAGUUGCAUUCAAUGCUGUUCCCAAGAAAAAAGAGUACGAUUAUAUGGAGGGUCGUCUUCCAAGAAUUAAUUGUGGAUAUAAUGAUCAUAAUAUGGCAUCAUCUUCUUCUGCCAACUCUACAGUCUCUGAAAGUGUCAGCCUUUGUGGUUCAGGAACAUCCAUUGAAUCAAAUGUAUCAAUUAGAAGUGCUGAAGUUGGAAGUUCUUCAUCUUAUAUGCACUCUCGGUCAACAUCUGCCAUGAUUGAGCCUAAUAUUUUGCCUUCGAUUGAUGAACAGAACAGAAAGCAGAAUGGAGAACAUUCUGGAAGUACAGACUUGCAGGAUAAAAAUGUUGAUACUGUUGAUGGAUGCGAUAGUUUAAUCAAAUUUGAUAAUUGUAGAAAGUUCACAUAUGACAGAUCUGUUGGAACCAAUUUGAUAUCGAAGGAUAUGAGAAGUUCCAGCCCAUCAAUUGAUCCAAGUUCGAAUAGGUUUGAGAAAGUUUAUGAUGAUGUGGAUGUAGGCCAAUGUGAAAUACAAUGGGAGGACCUCAUUAUCGGUGAAAGGAUUGGACUAGGUUCAUAUGGAGAAGUCUACAAUGCUGAUUGGAAUGGCACAGAGGUUGCGGUGAAGAAAUUCUUAGACCAGGAUUUUUCUGGCGCUGCUUUAGCUGAGUUCAAAAGAGAAGUACUGAUAAUGCGACAACUACGUCAUCCAAAUAUUGUUCUUUUUAUGGGUGCAGUCACUCGUCCUCCUAACCUUUCCAUUGUCACCGAGUUUCUUCCAAGAGGAAGCUUGUACCGGAUCAUUCAUCGCCCACAUUGUCAAAUUGAUGAAAAACGCAGAAUAAAAAUGGCCCUUGAUGUGGCAAAGGGCAUGAAUUGCUUGCAUACAAGUCAUCCAACAAUUGUUCACCGAGAUCUGAAGUCACCGAAUCUUUUAGUUGAUAAGAACUGGAAUGUGAAGGUAUCAGAUUUUGGGUUGUCGCGCCUGAAGCACCACACAUUUUUGUCAUCCAAAUCAACCGGAGGAACGCCUGAGUGGAUGGCGCCAGAGGUUCUCCGGAAUGAGCCUUCAAAUGAAAAGUGCGACGUUUAUAGCUUUGGAAUCAUUCUAUGGGAACUUGCUACAUUAAGACUACCUUGGAGUGGUAUGAAUCCUAUGCAAGUUGUUGGUGCAGUCGGUUUCCAGAAUCGACGACUCGAAAUACCCAAGGAAGUAGAUCCCGCGGUUGCAAGGAUAAUCUGGGAAUGCUGGCAAACCGAUCCGAACUUGCGGCCCUCAUUUGCACAAUUAGCCAAUUUUCUUAAGCCUCUGCAGCAACUCGUCCUGCCACCGCAUUCAGACCAGCCGAGUUCGUCGAUGCUGCAAGAGAUUUCUGUAAAUUCUACACCUUGAUUGAUACGGCUCAUUGUUCUCAAGAAUGAAUAAGGAAACUCUUCUUGGUUGUUUCCCUCGAGUAGUGCUGUUGUAUUGUAUAUUUUUGAAAUGUAAAAACAAGUAUUUAAAGAAAAGAAAAGAAAGGGAAAGAUAGAAAAGAAAAUGUUGUAGAGGUAUAUAUAAUACGGGAUCAAAAUGUAAUGCUGUUCUUCCAUGUUUUGCUUGUACAGUCGCCUGCUAUUUGGUUUAC
Messenger RNA from Cucurbita moschata (crookneck pumpkin), 3304 nucleotides. Its product is annotated as serine/threonine-protein kinase EDR1-like. The record is from RefSeq and is a predicted model, not a curated record. Lineage: Eukaryota; Viridiplantae; Streptophyta; Magnoliopsida; Cucurbitales; Cucurbitaceae. Bases 232 to 3072 code for a protein of 946 amino acids. Gene Ontology annotation, biological process: protein phosphorylation. Gene Ontology annotation, molecular function: protein kinase activity; ATP binding. The transcript has 14 exons.